CCCCAGACAUGCCCGUCGAAGUCAAGAAGAUCUGCUGCAUUGGCGCAGGAUAUGUCGGCGGGCCUACGUGCGCGGUCAUCGCGCUCAAGUGUCCCCACAUCCAGGUCACGAUCGUCGACUUGAGCCAGCCGCGCAUCGACGCGUGGAACAGCGACAACUUCGACCUGCCGAUCUACGAGCCCGGCCUAGUCGACGUCGUCAAGGGCUGCCGCGGCCGCAACCUCUUCUUCUCUACGGACGUCGACACGAGCAUCAAGGAGGCCGACCUUAUCUUCGUCAGCGUCAACACCCCGACGAAGAAGUCCGGCGUCGGCGCGGGCUAUGCGGCGGAUCUAAACUACGUUGAGCUCGCGACGCGCAAGAUUGCGGACAUCGCGGAGACGUCCAAGAUCGUGGUCGAGAAGUCGACGGUGCCGUGCCGUACCGCGGAGUCUAUGCGCACCAUCCUCGAAGCGAACUCCAAACCCGGCUGCCGCUUCGACAUCCUCUCCAACCCCGAAUUCUUGGCUGAGGGGACUGCCAUCGCGGACCUCCUCGCGCCCGACCGUGUCCUCAUCGGCUCCCUGCAAACGCAGGAGGGGAAGGAUGCGUGCCAGUCGCUCGUCGACGUGUAUGCUAACUGGGUUCCCCGCGAGCGCAUCCUCAGCGUCGGCCUAUGGUCCUCCGAACUUUCCAAGCUCGCUGCCAAUGCCAUGCUCGCUCAGCGCAUCUCCUCUGUCAACGCCCUCUCCGCCAUCUGCGAAGCCACAGGCGCCAACAUCGACGAGGUUGCGAACGCUGUUGGCUACGACUCGCGUGUUGGCCCCAAGUUCCUCAAGGCGUCCGUAGGCUUUGGUGGCUCGUGCUUCCAGAAGGAUAUCCUGAACUUGGUGUACCUGUCGGAGUCGCUGCACUUGCCGGAGGUCGCGGCCUACUGGCGUCAGGUCGUCGACUUGAACGAGUACCAGAAGAGACGGUUCGGCAAGCGGAUCGUGGACACAAUGUUCAACACGAUUACGGGGAAGCGCAUCGCCGUCCUCGGUUUCGCGUUCAAGGCCGACACGGGCGACACCCGCGAGUCCGCCGCGAUCACGCUGAUUCGCGACUUCCUAUCGGAGCGCGCGCGGGUGAACGUGUACGACCCGAAGGUGACGGAGGAGCAGAUCUGGUUGGACCUGGACGAGGCGCGGCCGGAUUUGGGGAGGGAGAAUAUCCAGAAGCAGGUCACGAUCUGCCACUCUGCCAUGGAGGCAUGCAAGGACGCGGAGGCGAUCGUGAUCGCGACCGAGUGGAAGGAGUUCAAGGAGAUCGACUGGGAGGCCGUGUAUGCGAGCAUGAAGAAGCCGGCGUUCGUGUUCGACGGGCGGCUGUUGCUCGACGCGCAGCGGUUGAGGGAGAUUGGAUUCAGGGUCACCACCAUUGGACGUCCGUCCGUCUAGAGGACGACGCCACGACGCUAAUGAAGAGGUGACAUAGAUGUCAGACGUGAAGUUGAAGAUGAAGAUCGUCGAUUGCGUCGAAGGGAAUUGCAAUGCCCCGCCAACGAACUGUUGCUGUCGCCUUGGGAAGGAUAAUGUUCUGUAUUCCAUCAUGUCUGGCUCAUUGUGUUCUGUAGACUAUCGUAGGAUGUGGUUCUGAAUAUUAGUAUUUAUGGUCGA
Messenger RNA from Schizophyllum commune H4-8, 1637 nucleotides. RefSeq names its product nucleotide sugar dehydrogenase. Gene Ontology annotation, biological process: glycosaminoglycan biosynthetic process. The record is from RefSeq and is a predicted model, not a curated record. The transcript has 8 exons. The coding region runs from base 9 to 1418 and encodes 469 amino acids. Gene Ontology annotation, cellular component: cytosol; nucleus. Lineage: Eukaryota; Fungi; Basidiomycota; Agaricomycetes; Agaricales; Schizophyllaceae. Gene Ontology annotation, molecular function: UDP-glucose 6-dehydrogenase activity; NAD binding.